Messenger RNA from Ilex paraguariensis (yerba mate), 873 nucleotides. The record is from the annotation of a GenBank genome assembly. Lineage: Eukaryota; Viridiplantae; Streptophyta; Magnoliopsida; Aquifoliales; Aquifoliaceae.
AUGAAAGGAAAAGUUGUUCUCAUCACUGGUGCUUCAUCAGGAAUAGGGGAGCAAAUGGCUUACGAAUAUGGCAGAAAAGGAGCUGCACUGGUCAUAGUUGCCAGGAGGGAGAACAAGCUACAAAAGGUUGCCGAAAGAGCUCGUGGGCUUGGAUCUCCGGAUGUUCUUCCUAUUUGUGCUAAUGUAGCCAAUGUUAAUGAAUGCAAGCGUUUUGUAGAUGAAGCCAUCAAUCACUUCGGCAGAUUGGAUCAUCUGGUGAAUAAUGCGGGAAUUGUCAGUGUCUGCCCAGUUGAAGAUGCACCUGAUAUUACAAAUUUUAAGCCUAUAUUGGAUGUGAACUUUUGGGGGUCUGUUUAUCCAACUUACUUUGCAAUUCCUCACCUCAAAAAAACAAGAGGAAAGAUUGUUGUAAAUUCAUCAUCUAGUGCGUGGUUGCAUCCACCAACAAUGAGCUUCUACGGGGCAAGUAAAGCAGCAUUGAUAAGCUUCUAUGAGGCAAUGAGAGUUGAAUUGGCUCCUGAAAUAACAAUAACCAUUGUAACUCUCGGAUUUAUAGACUCAGAAAUGUCCCAAGGAAAACAGUUAUCCAAGGAAGGUGUUGUUCAAGUGGAUCGAAAACUGAGAGAUGUUGUUGUUGGGGCAAUGCCAGUGAUGAGUUCCAGCACUUGUGCAAAAUCCAUUGUUGAAGCCUCAUGCCGGGGAGAGAGAUAUGUGACCGAACCAAAAUGGUUUAGUGUGUUCAUCAUGCUAAAGAGUUUGUGCCCCGAACUGGUUGAGUUGUAUUACCGGACCUUUCACUUCAAGCCAAUCGUUUCAGGGAGAAAUGUUACCAACAAUAUGGUAACUCCGCUGCUGCUGAAUAAAGCAGACUAA